AUGACAGAUCACAGUAGCACAGUGGGGUGGACCUCACAGCAGUGGCGCGAGUUCCAUCGCCGCGCGUCUGCGGACGCAUCGCUCGCCAGGCUGCUGGCGCUAGCACACGCCGAGCGUGACGCCGGGGCGGCGUGGAUUUCCGUCGCUUCCGACGAGCACAUAGAGCACCAAUGGCGCGUCCUGCAAUCGCGUGGCGACCGUCAGCGGCUACCUCUGUACGGUGUGCCGGUCGCGGUUAAGGACAAUAUCGACGUGCGCGGGCUUGCGACGACUGCUGCAUGCCCCAGCUUUGCAUACACGGCGGCGCAGGACGCGACGGCGGUGCGCCUGCUGCGUGAUGCGGGCGCGGUCAUUCUCGGCAAGACCAACAUGGACCAGUUUGCGACGGGGCUCGUAGGCACGCGGUCCCCAUACGGCAGCGUGGCGAGUGCGUUCAGCAGCGCACACGCUGCGGGCGGUUCGUCCAGCGGCUCCGCCGUGGUCGUGGCGCGCGGCGCGGUACCGCUUACUCUAGGUACGGACACGGCUGGGUCCGGACGGGUGCCUGCUGCGCUCAACAACCUGGUGGGGGUCAAGCCCACGCGCGGCACUGUGUCAUGUACUGGCGUGGUGCCUGCCUGCCGCUCGUUGGAUUGUGUGUCCGUCUUUGCGCGGGAUGUCGCGGACGCCCACCGGUGUCUGCGUAUCCUGGCGCGGCCCGAUGGGUCAGAUCCAUACAGCCGGCCUUCCCCGGCGGACGCGCCGCGCCGUUUUGGCACAUGCCCAGUGGUCGGCGUUCCGCGCGAGGCGGAGUGGUUUGGUGAGUCGCAGAACGCCGAGCUGUUUGCGGCGGCCUGCCAGCGCAUGCGCGCAGCGGGCGCUCGUGUGGUGGAGGUGGACCCGCAGCCGCUUCUGGACCUCGGCCGGUCGCUGUACGAGGGCCCGUGGGUGGCGGAGCGGUACGCUGCGAUGCGGGCGUUCUACUCCGGACAGCCCCCGAGGGAUACGCUGGACCCUACUGUGACGGGGAUAAUCACAUCUGCCGGGGGCUACAGCGCGGCGGACGUGUUUGACCAUGGACUUCGGCGGCAAAAACUCGUGGCGGCUAUCGAGGCCGAGCUGGCGGGCGUGGAUGCGCUGCUGGUGCCGACCUGCCCGCUGAACCCGACAUUGGCGGCUAUCGCGGCCGAGCCGCUACUGGUGAACGCGCGGCAGGGCAUGUGGACGAACUUCGUGAACCUGGCAGACCUCGCUGCGGUGGCAAUUCCGGCGGGGUUCCGGCGUGACGGGCUGCCGCAGGGCGUGACGCUGGUGGGCCGGAAGUUCAGCGACCUCGCGCUGCUGGAGCUCGGGAGCCGGCUGCUACGCGUGGAGGACGCGGAGCCGCGGCGCUGCGGGGCGCUUCCCGCGGGCCAGGCCCUGUGCGAGGACGAGGUCGUUAGCGGGAGCGAGGAGCGGGACAGCACAGUUCUGCUAGCAGUGGUGGGCGCGCACCUGCGCGGCCUGGCGCUGCACUGGCAGCUGGACGAGGUGCAGGCCGAGUUUGUGCGCGAAGCGCGCACGGCGCCGUCGUAUAGGCUCUAUGCUCUGCCAAAGACGGGGCCUGUGCUUAAGCCGGCUCUGCGGCGCGUAUGCGCGGGCAAGGGUGCGGCAAUCGAGCUCGAGGUGUACUCGGUCCCCGAGGCGACAUUCGGCCGCUUUGUCGCGAUGGUGCCCGCGCCGCUGGCCAUCGGGUCCGUGGAGCUCGAGUCGGGGGAGUACAUCAAAUCGUUUGUCUGCGAAGAGGACGGGUACAUCCAAGACGGCACAGUCGACAUCACGCACUUCGGCGGCUUCCGCAGAUACGUGGAACAUCUGAGGCGGCAGAGGGACGUAGACAAGCCCUUUGACACGGUUCUUGUGGCGAAUCGGGGCGAGAUCGCCGUUCGCAUUAUCCGCACUUUGAAGCGGCUCGGAAUACGCUCUGUCGCGGUCUAUUCCGAUCCAGAUAGACAUUCCCAGCAUGUGCGUGACGCUGAUGUGGCGGUAGCGCUGGGCGGGAGCUCCGCGGCCGAAACAUACCUGGACAUCGACAAAAUAUUGGCGGCUGCCAAGAAGACGGACACACAGGCCAUCAUUCCUGGAUACGGUUUUCUCUCCGAAAAUGCUACGUUUGCGGAACGCUGUGGGGCAGAGGGUAUAGUGUUUGUCGGGCCGUCUGGAGACUCAAUUCGCAAGCUCGGGCUGAAACAUUGGGCGCGUGAACUCGCCGCAUCGGCUGGCGUGCCGCUGACGAAGGGCACUGGAUUGCUGCAGAGUGCGAGUGCUGCUCUUGAGGCUGGUGAGGAGAUCGGUUAUCCUCUGAUGGUGAAGUCGACAGCUGGUGGUGGAGGCAUCGGUUUGCAACGAGUAGACUCUGCCGCUGAGCUUGCCGCCGCCUUUGAGCAGGUCCAGCGUCAGGGCGAACUGUACUUCACUGACUCCGGUGUAUUUCUAGAGUCCUUCAUUGCACGUGCAAGGCAUGUGGAGGUACAGAUUAUGGGGGAUGGGCACGGUAGGACUGUUGCACUUGGUGAACGCGAUUGUUCGCUGCAGCGCAGGAACCAGAAGAUUAUUGAGGAGACUCCUGCUCCUAACCUACCUGCUCAUACACGACAGAAGAUGCGUCAGGCUGCGCAGCGUUUGUGUUCUGCAGUGAAGUAUAAGUGCGCAGGUACCGUGGAGUUCAUGUAUGAUGAGCAGAAGGACGAGUUUUAUUUCUUGGAAGUGAAUACUCGGCUGCAGGUUGAGCAUCCAAUCACAGAAAUGGUGACUGGUCUUGAUUUGGUGGAAUGGAUGCUGCGCAUAGCAGCCAAUACCCCACCAGACUUUGAUGCGGGAGUCGAAAUAGAAGGCGUUUCCAUGGAGGCUCGUGUCUAUGCAGAAAAUCCCGUCAAGGGGUUCACCCCGUCACCGGGGCUGCUGACCGAGGUGGUAUUCCCGUCUUGGGCUAGAGUAGAUACGUGGAUAUUGAAGGGAACACGUGUGGCGGCCGAGUAUGAUCCGACCUUGGCGAAGAUCAUUGUUCAUGGAAAGGACCGUGAGGACGCUGUGAGUAAACUACUCCUGGCACUGAGUGAGACGCGUAUUGCGGGUUGCAUGACCAACCUCGACUAUCUCAAAUCAAUUGCCUCUUCGGAGGAAUUCCGUAAGGCUUCGGUUUUCACGAGGCUUCUCAACGACUUUGAAUAUACCCCAACGGCUUUUGAGGUGAAGAUCCCCGGUGCAUAUACUACAAUACAAGACUAUCCUGGCCGUGUUGGAUAUUGGCGUAUUGGGGUGCCACCUUCGGGGCCAAUGGAUUCCUAUUCAUUCCGGUUGGCAAAUAGAGUAGUUGGAAACGACUCCAAGGCAGCUGCCCUGGAGAUAACGCUGAAUGGGCCAGAGUUGAAGUUCCAUUCAGAUGCAGUUAUAGCCGUCACAGGUGGCGCUGUUCCAGUUACCUUGAAUGGGAAGCCAGUCCUACAGUACGUCCCGCUCACCCUAGAGAAGGGAGAUGUGCUCAAGAUCGGAAAACUCGAGAGCGGAUCGAGGGCUUAUCUAGCAGUACGGGGUGGCAUAGAUGUUCCCGAAUUCUUGGGGUCCAGGUCAACUUUUGCCAUGGGUGGUAUCGGCGGCCAUAAUGGUCGCGUGUUAGCUCCUGGCGACGUACUAUUUAUUAAUAAAGAUUCCUCCGUCGCCGUUGGUGACACGGUGACAAUACCUUCGGGUUUGCAACCCGUAAUACCCCGCGAAUCAUGGAAAAUUGGGCUAGUAUGUGGGCCUCAUGGCUCUCCAGAUUUUUUCAAGCGUGAGGCACUGGAAGAAUUCUUCUCCAGUCCUUGGAAGGUUCACUAUAACUCCAACAGAUUUGGCAUCAGGCUUAUUGGUCCUAAGCCCAAGUGGGCUAGAUCUGAUGGUGGUGAAGCCGGAUUGCAUCCUUCGAACACACAUGACUAUGUUUACUCCGUGGGCGCUAUUAACUUUACCGGAGACGAACCAGUUAUUAUAGCCGCUGAGGGUCCAUCUCUAGGAGGGUUCGUUUGCGCGGCAGUUGUUCCCGAAGCAGAAUUGUGGAAGGUUGGGCAGUUGAAACCUGGAGACACUAUUAAGUUUGUACCAAUCAGCGUGGAUACCGCUAGAGCGCUAAAAAGAUCACAAGAUGCUGCGGUAGAUGCCCUAGAUAUCCUUUCGUCGAUAAAAUUGGAUGAUUCUAUGGUGUUGCCCAGCUAUCAGGAUCCUGUGCUUCUGAGACUUGCCAAGAGAUCAGGACUAUGUCCUAAGGUGACGUUCCGGCAAUCGGGGGAUAGGUAUAUUCUCAUUGAGUAUGGUGAAAACGAGAUGGAUAUCAAUAUCUCGUACAGAAUCAAGCAGCUUCAAGAGAUGGUGACUAAGAAUAAGGUCACCGGUAUUGUUGAGAUGUCACAGGGGAUUAGGUCCCUGCUGGUGGAAUACAAUGGUUAUACGAUAUCCCAGGAAGACUUGCUAAGUGUGCUGUCCGCAUAUGAGCUGGAAAUAAAUUUUGAUGUUGAUUGGAAGGUAAAGGCCAAGCUAUUCAGACUGCCAAUGGCUUUCGAGGACAGCAAAACCCUAGAAGCAGUCAGGCGGUACCAGGAGACCAUUCGGUCGGACGCGCCCUGGCUACCCAGUAACGCUGAUUUUGUUGCCAAUGUCAAUGGUAUUACACGAGCCGACGUCAGAGACUUGCUGUAUUCCGCCACAUUUAUGGUUUUGGGGCUUGGUGAUGUUUUCUUGGGUGCUCCUUGCGCCGUGCCGCUAGACCCACGGCAGAGACUACUAGGCACCAAAUACAAUCCUUCAAGAACAUACACUCCGAAUGGAGUCGUUGGCAUCGGCGGGAUGUAUAUGUGCAUAUACUGCACAGACAGCCCGGGCGGCUACCAGUUGAUGGGGAGGACAAUUCCCAUCUGGAACCGUUUGCAGCUGGGAGAGGCAUGGAAAGAUCAUCCGUGGCUGUUGACUCCGUUUGAUCAGGUGGAAUUUUAUCCUGUUUCGGAGGAGCGUAUAAAUGAGCUCACUGAGGAGGUCGAGAAUGGCACGUUCGAGCUUGAGGUUAAGGAAACGGUCUUUGAUAACGGGGCAUACAACAGAUGGCUUGAAGAUAACAGGGAGUCUAUUCAGGCUUUCAAGGAGGGGCAGAGUGGCGAGCGUGCCGCGGAGUUUGCGCGGCUGAUCAAAGUCGCGAACUCAGAUCUGGAGACGGCUGUCCGAAAGGAGGCGGAACCUGUGGAGUACCCUGAAGAUGCCCAUAUGGUAUACUCCGAAUACGCGGGCCGGUUUUGGAAGCAGGUGGUCUCCGUCGGGGAUAAAGUCAAAGAGGGCGACAAACUAGUCAUUAUCGAGGCGAUGAAGACAGAAAUGGUCGUCUCGGCAACAGCUGAUGGAGAGGUUAUAAAUAUUCUCCAUGCCAAUGGAGAUAUGGUGGAUGCUGGGAACCUGGUGGUGGUGUUGAAAAAUUGUUAG
This is a messenger RNA of Eremothecium gossypii ATCC 10895, 5460 nucleotides long. RefSeq names its product bifunctional urea carboxylase/allophanate hydrolase (gene DUR12). NCBI's taxonomy places the organism in Eukaryota, Fungi, Ascomycota, Saccharomycetes, Saccharomycetales, Saccharomycetaceae. The transcript has a single exon. The record is from RefSeq and is marked provisional. Gene Ontology annotation, cellular component: mitochondrion. The coding region runs from base 1 to 5460 and encodes 1819 amino acids. Gene Ontology annotation, molecular function: ATP binding; urea carboxylase activity; methylcrotonoyl-CoA carboxylase activity.